Leishmania mexicana MHOM/GT/2001/U1103 is the source of this 417-nucleotide messenger RNA. Its product is annotated as putative prefoldin subunit 2. Gene Ontology annotation, molecular function: protein folding chaperone. Lineage: Eukaryota; Euglenozoa; Kinetoplastea; Trypanosomatida; Trypanosomatidae. The transcript has a single exon. Gene Ontology annotation, cellular component: cytoplasm; prefoldin complex. The record is from RefSeq and is a predicted model, not a curated record. Gene Ontology annotation, biological process: protein folding. The coding region runs from base 1 to 417 and encodes 138 amino acids.
AUGACCGCGAACGCCAGUGCGUCGGAGAGCGCCCUCACUGAGGAGCAGAUUGUGCAGCAGUACAACCGCAUGCGUCAGGAGCAGAGCGCCAUCAUGUCUCGCAUCGCCGAGCUGGAGAAUGAGUCCCACGAGCACGACCUCGUCGCGACCGAGCUGCGCCCGCUCAACAAGGACCGCUGCUGUCAUCGCCUUGUCGGUGGUGCGCUAGUGGAGCUCACGGUGGGCGAGGUGCUGCCGGACAUUGAGGAGAACUUAGCCGCCAUUCGCGAAGCGCUCGUGCAGCUAAACAAAGGCCUCAUGGAGAAGGAGAAGCAGAUGGACGAGUUCAUGACCAAGCACAAGCUGAACCGUCCCGGCGCGAACCAGGCCGUGACGGCCAAUCAGAGCAACGAGGGCAACCGCGGCGUUCUGGCGUGA